GUACCCGCUCCCCCAAUCCCUUCUUAUACUCGCAUUUCCACACACUCCUCAUUCAUCAAUCUCCAACUGACAACCUUAACCGAAAACAAACCCUAAACCUUAAACCUUAAAUCUUAAACGAUGAAGAAGCUCAUCAGCAGACUCUCUCGAGUUGCCGACUCAUCUCACUACUCUCUUUUGCGCUCGGACUCCCGCUUCUCCCAUCGGUCCCGGACGCCUAAAUCCCGCCGCUCUGGCGGAGUCCCCGAGGGACACUUACCGGUUUACGUGGGUGACGAGAUGGAACGGUUUAUCGUCAGCGCGGACCUACUCAACCACCCAAUCUUUAUCAACUUGCUUAAUAAAUCGGCUCAAGAAUACGGGUACGAGCAGAAAGGUGUCCUUCGGAUCCCGUGUCAUGUUCUUGUGUUCGAACGGGUACUAGAAGCCAUGCGGCUCGGCGAAGAAGCUUCUUAUGAGCAGCUCCAGAUUCUACUUGGAGAUGAAUUUGUUUGUUAGGUUAAUGUUUUUGUUAAUUAGGAUUAGUUGCAUCUUAAUUAUCUAUUAAUGUUUAGAUAUGUGAUGGCUGGCAGAUCGGGUUUUUUAUGUGGUCUGUACAUACUGAUUUUCAUGUGUAAAUUAAACAUGAGGCCGUUAAUUAAGUGUUUUUCGGCCGUUGUUCUUGCUUUAUUAAAUUAGUUUUAUUUAUUUUAUAA
This is a messenger RNA of Helianthus annuus (common sunflower), 695 nucleotides long. RefSeq names its product auxin-responsive protein SAUR71. The record is from RefSeq and is a predicted model, not a curated record. Bases 121 to 498 code for a protein of 125 amino acids. NCBI's taxonomy places the organism in Eukaryota, Viridiplantae, Streptophyta, Magnoliopsida, Asterales, Asteraceae. The transcript has a single exon. Gene Ontology annotation, biological process: response to auxin.